Molecule: messenger RNA, 5463 nt
Organism: Symbiodinium sp. CCMP2592
Lineage: Eukaryota; Dinophyceae; Suessiales; Symbiodiniaceae
Source: the annotation of a GenBank genome assembly
AUGGGUAAAGGAGACAAAGCAGCGAAAGCAGCGCAGGCCAUCGGCCGUGCCUUCUCGGCACAGGUGGCCACUGAAGCGCCGCGCCCGCUGCAUCACAUGGGGGCAGGGUUAUCCUUUGCCAAGAAGAUCAAAGCUAGCCGUUCCAUUGACAUGCCGAUGCUGAGCCACGAGGGGAAGUCCGAGAGGGCCAUCGACGGAAACACCGCCGCCGCCCACGUGGCCUACGCGCUGAGCGACGUUUCCUUCAUCUACCCAAUCUCGCCAUCAACCAGCAUGGGCGAGACCAUGGACAAGUUCGCGACGCAAGGGCGUAAGAACGUGUUCGGGCAGACGGUCAAGGUGAAGCAGAUGCAAUCCGAGCUCGGCUCUGCAGGUGCCCUUCACGGGGCUUUGUCCGGCGGAGCCUUGUGCACGACGUUCACCGCCUCGCAAGGCUUGCUUCUCAUGAUCCCGAACAUGUAUCUCUGUGCCGGAGAGCUCCUUCCGGCCGUGUUCCAUGUUUCCGCUCGCGCAUUGGCGCGUCAAUCCCUGUCUAUCUUCUGCGAUCACUCUGACGUGAUGGCUGUUCGCUCGACCGGCUGUGCUCUGCUGAGCGCACACAAUCCGCAGGAAGUCAUGGAUCUUGGACUUGUCGCACAUCUCGCCUCCCUUCGCAGCUCAGUGCCUUUCGUUCACUUCUUCGAUGGGACGCGCACGAGCGGCGUCAUCGAGUGCGUCAAGCCGAUCCCGUACAGUACCAUGAAGAGCAUCGUGCCCUGGGAUGAGCUGGAUGCCUUCCGACAGCGCGGCCUGAAUCCGCAGCACCCCAUGAUGCGGGGCCUCGGACAAGAUCCGCAGGUCUACUACCAGGCCGCUGUCUCGGCCAACAGGUAUUACGACGCCGUGCCCGGCAUUGUGCAGGACGUCAUGGACCAGGUUGGCGUGAUCACCGGGAGGCAGUACAAGCUCUUCGAGUACUAUGGCGACCCCCAGGCAGAGCGCUGCGUCGUGAUCAUGGGCUCGGCGGCGAAGACUGCAGAGGAGACGGUGGACUAUUUGCGAUCCCAGGGAGAGAAGGUCGGUAUUUUGAAGGUUCGCCUUUUCCGACCGUUCUCCACCGAGCACUUUCUGGCGGAACUGCCAGAAACCGUGCAGGCGAUUGCCGUGCUGGACCGCACCAAGGAAGACUUGGCGCCGUCUCUGCCUCUGCACGCGGACGUCCUCACUGCGAUGAGUGAGGCUGGCGUCUACAAGAAAGUCGUCGGCGGCAAUUACGGCUUGGGAAGCAAGGAGUUCGCGCCUCGCCACGUCAAGGCGGUCUUUGACAACUUGCUGGAGAAGGUGCCGAAGCGGCACUUCACUGUGGGCAUCAAUGACGAUGUGACACAUUCCAGCCUGCUCGUGGGUCCGACGAUCAACACCCAAGAUCCUGGAGUUACACAGGCCAUCUUCUUCGGGCUGGGAUCCGACGGGACGGUCGGUGCGAACAAGGCCGCCGCAGCAAUCAUUGGUGAGCGCACCGAGUUCUACUCGCAGGGACACUUCAACUACUCUUCGCAGAAAGCUGGCGCUUCCACCGUGUCGCACCUGCGUUUUGGCCCGACUCCGAUCCGCAGCGAAUACGAGAUUGAGGCGAGCCCCGGUGCUGACUACGUCGCUUGCCACCACACGUCUUUCCUCGCCAAGUUCGACAUGCUGUCCAAGGUGCGUGAGGGCGGUGCUUUCGUGGUGAACUGCCCAUGGAAGAGCGUGGAGGAGCUGGAGAACGAGUUCCCCGCCAAGCUGCGACGGGCCAUCGCGGAGAAGAAGGUAGAGCUCUACACCAUCGAUGCACACGCAGUGGCCGGCUCUGUAGGACUCCCCGCCAAGCGCAUCAACCAAGUGAUGCAGGCUACCUUCUUCAAUCUCUCCGGAAUCCUUCCUCCAGAGGAUGCGAAAGAGCAGCUUGAGGGCGCCAUCGACAGAAUGUACGGCAAGAAGUCCCCUGAGAUCGUCCGCUCGAACAAGGCUGCCCUGGCAGCAGCACCGGAGAACUUGCACAAGAUUAGCUAUCCAAGCUCCUGGCUGCAAGCAGAGGACAACGAGAAUUCCAUCAAGAAGCUCCAUCCCUCUGCCAGCCCCUUCAGCGAAUCGGCUGAUGAGUUCAGCUCGACUUUCCUGAAGAGCAUCGACUCCCGAACCGCCGACGAGCUGGCAGUGAGUGCUUUCACUCCCGGUGGCGAGACGCCUAUCGGCCAGUCCAAGCACCAGAAGCGCGCUUUGGCCGAGGAGAUCCCCGUCUGGAUUCCUGACAAGUGCACCCAGUGCAACCUCUGCAGCGUGGUCUGCCCCCAUGCCGUGGUUCGACCCUUCCUGCUGGACAAGAAGGAGAUGGAGGCCGCCCCUGAGGGCUUCCAGGCGCGCAAGGCCAAGGGCGGAGACCUUGGAGGCUUGAACUACAGCAUUCAGCUUGCCCCGUACGACUGCACGGGCUGUGCCGUGUGCGUUGAGAUGUGCCCAGACGAUGCUCUGAUCAUGGAGCCUCCCAGCCACUCCCAGCAGAAGUUCAACGACCACUGGGAGUACUCCCUGAAUCAGGUGUCUGUGAAAGACAACCUCAUGGAGAAGACCUCCGUGAAGGGCUCUCAGUUCCAGGAGCCUCUCAUUGAGUUCAGCGGCGCCUGCUCCGGCUGUGGUGAGACGCCCUACGUCAAGCUGCUGACGCAGAUGUUCGGCGACCGCAUGGUCAUUGCCAACAGCAGUGGCUGCUCCUCCGUCUGGGGCGGCUCGUAUGGCCUCAGCCCAUUCCGCAAGAAUCGACACGGCCAAGGACCUGCCUGGGCACGCUCCUUGUUUGAGGAUACUGCCGAGUACGGCUUGGGCAUGGCCCUGGGUUCGGCCCAGCGCCGCGAGAAGCUCAUCGACGAUGUGAAGGAACUCUUGGAAGAGGCAGGCUCGGGAUCCACGAAGAUCUCCUCCGAGUUGCAGGUCCUCCUCGAGAGGUGGCUGGAUGUGGUGGACGACGCGGAGAAGUGUGGCGCUUUGCAGCCGCAGAUUCUGAAGCUCCUGGCGGCGGAGCCCGAGGGUGAUGAGGCAUCGCAGCAGUUGCAGAGCGUUCGUCGCGAGUCCGACAUGCUGGUGGCACCAUCGCAUUGGAUCAUUGGUGGCGAUGGCUGGGCCUACGACAUUGGAUUCGGUGGCCUCGACCACGUCCUCGCCACAGGUCAGAACGUGAACAUCUUGGUGCUGGACACCGAAGGCUACAGCAACACUGGCGCUCAGAUCUCCAAAGCCACCCCCAAGGGAGCCACCAUGAAGAUGGCCGCCGGAGGGAACAAGAUCAAGAAGAAGGACCUGGGAGCUAUCGCAAUGAUGCACGAGAACGCCUACGUGGCCUCCGUGUCCCUGUCCGCGGAUGUGAACCAAACCGUCAAGGCUUUCAAGGAGGCCGAGGCCUACAACGGUCCCUCCAUUGUGAUUGCCUACGCCACCUGCGUCGACUGGGGCCAUCGCGCUGGAGACAAGGCGAUGGUGCAGCAGCAGGUGAAUGCGGUGGAGAGCGGAUACUGGCCGCUGUAUCGCUACAACCCGGAGAAGGUGACAACGGAGUUCAACGGCUUCGAGCUGGACAACAAGCGCAUCUCUAGCGAUGCCAUGGACACCCUCAUGCGCAACGAGAAUCGCUUCACUUCCUUGCAGCGGACCGCGCCAGAGCAUGCGAAGCUUCUCCAGGAUGCCAUGAAGGACGAGUUCACAAACCGCCACGAGUCGCGCCGAAGGAAGGCCAUGGGCGACGAGGACCUCUUGGAGUACCUCAAGAAGUGCAUGGGCGAGCAGGUCACCGGAGAGCGUGUCACCGUUCUCUACGGCACGGACACAGGCAAUGCGGAGAUGGUGGCGAAGAACUUUCAGUUUGAGUUGAAACGUCGAGGCAUGAAGGCCAAAUGCCUCUCCUUCAACGACUUGGCCAUCAGCGACCUCGCAGAGGAGUCCAAGGUCCUCGCGGUCGUGGCCACAGCUGGUCAAGGUGAGAUGCCCAAGUCUGCGGUGAAGUUCUGGCAGGACAUGGAGACUUUCCUCGAGACGGCACCGGCCGACUAUCUGAAGGACACCAAGUUCGCUGUGUUCGGCCUUGGCGACAGCUCUUACGUUUUCUUCAAUGAGGCUGCUCGAAAGAUCGAUGAAGCCUUCGAGAAGCUCGGCGGCGAGCGCGUCCAGCAGCUUGGCCUCGGUGACGACCAGCAUCCCGCCCGCUUCGACACCGAGCUGGAGGAGUGGAGCCCCGACUUCUUUGACAACAUCGAAGCCCCAGAACCACCUCAGGAGCUGAGCCCUCCCUCGCAUCUCGUGGAGAUCCUUCCGGCUGACGACAGCAAGGCCAAGUUGGCUUCCGAGCCCUUCGUGCCCCAUGGUUCCAAGCCUGUGUCCAUGACGGUGAAGAGGUCGACUGUUCCUGACGGCUAUGAGCGAGCCAUUGACCACUUUGAGUUCAACCUCGAAGGCAGCGGCCUCUCGUACGAUCAGGGUGACUCGCUGGGUCUCUGGCCCAAGAAUUCCACCGCGCAGGUCGACAUCUGCCUCAAGGCGUUGAAGCUCAACGGUGAUGAGAUUCUGCACAUCCAGCCCAUCGACUCGAACCGCUCGGCUCCCCUUCCCGAAGUCCUCACGGCCAGGGCCCUACUGACCGAGGUUUUGGACAUCGCCGGCUGGCCCAAGCGACGUUUCUACGAGAUGUUGAAGCUUUCGGCGACGGACCCCAAGGAGCAGGAGGAGUUGCAGCUGCUCUGCUCAAAGGAGGGCAAGGAGACCUACCAGGCGUACACCAACGAAAGCUACACGUAUGCGGAGCUCCUUGAGAAGUUCCCCAGCUGCCAGGUCAGCAUCGGCAAUCUGCUGGACUAUGUGCCUGACAUCAAGCCACGCUUGUAUUCCAUCGCUUCGUCCUCGCGCCUCCGUGGCGACGAUGUCUGCCACCUUUGCAUCAUCAGGAACGACUGGUCUGCGGCGAGUGGGAGGCAGCUUACCGGUCUUUCCACCCGAUGGCUCGGCGAAGACAUGCAUCCGGACAAGGAAGCCCUUCCGGUGCGUGCCUGCGUCCACCCGUCUGCGGUCACUUUGCCAGAGAAGCACACCACUCCAAUGGUGAUGGUGGCCCUGGGUACCGGCAUUGCGCCCAUGCGAGCUUUCAUCGAGGAGCGAGCCGCCGCCAAGAAGGAUGGCGAGGAGUGUGGCCCCAUGGCGCUUUUCUUCGGUGCUCGAAACCGCCAGGAGUACAGCUACGAAGAGGAGUUUGACCAGUACCAGAAGGAUGGCGUCCUGAACCACAUCCAGCUGGCUCUCAGCCGUGAGCAGAAGGAGAAGAUCUACGUCACCCACCGCCUUCAGCAAAACAAAGAGCUGGUGUACGACCUGAUUCACCAGAAGGAGGGAAACUUGUACCUCUGUGGGCCGGGUGGCAACGUCCCACCUCAGGUGAGGCAGGCCGUCAUCGAUGCGAUCAAGGAC